Molecule: messenger RNA, 1648 nt
Organism: Aegilops tauschii subsp. strangulata
Lineage: Eukaryota; Viridiplantae; Streptophyta; Magnoliopsida; Poales; Poaceae
Product: B3 domain-containing protein Os03g0619600-like
Molecular function (GO): DNA binding
Source: RefSeq, a predicted model, not a curated record
CGUCGGCUGGCUGAUGCCCACUCCGGUCCGGACAUGGCGGCGACGGGUCCGGCGCUGGGGGCAGGCAUGCGGAGCUGGAGUGAAGUCCGGCGGCAAGCGACAGCGGCGCUGGCCUCCACCCAUGCGGCUCGUCCCAGGCUGAGAGGACUUAUGAGAGAUGGGCAAUCCUUGCAAGGUCUGCAAGGGAAUGGAGUUCAUCGGAAGAAAUAACAUUUGUGUACGCUGUGCGAAAGACAGAGCUUCGUCCUCUGCUGCACCUGUGAUUGAUGGAUCUGGUGAAGGUGACAGCAAUACCUCAAGGCGUCAUGGAAAACAACUGAAGAGGGCAGUAACAUCUUCUCCAUCUCAGGAAUUUUCAGCACAAGACAAUGAAGUCGGAUGAUCUUCCACAGGAAGGCCCUGGGCAUGAUAAUUUCCUUCUUGGAAGACCUGAUAUUGUCCCAAUCCAAGGACAUGGCAGUCUUCUAGAAUAUGAGUCUGUGGAGCCAGAAGAUGGGCAAUCACCUCCAGAAACUGAUUGUGGGCUAAUUCUUAGGGGUUGUCUAUCUGGAGCACAAAGUGAGAGACUAAAUGCGCUUAUCCAGAAAGUUAAACCUGAAACUGUUGUAUUCGUGGCUGUCAUGAAAAAUAGUGAUGUUCAAUCACCUCGUCCUCUUCUGAUCAUCUCGAAGGAACGCACAUUAGUUGAAGCUGCACAGUUUCCACAUGAAAAUGGAAUGCCUGUCACACUUCAAAUUCCAGACAAGAGUGAGAAGUGGCAUCCAAGAUUCUACAUGGAAAAAGGCGAGGGCAUGCUUGCAGGUGAUUGGUUAGGCUUCGUAUGUGACAACAAUGUGCAGGUGGGAGAUAUGUGCAUCUUUGUACCAUCAACGGGUAGUGAAGGUUCCAUGUUUACGGUCCAUAUACUUGCAAAAGCAACUCCUCCAAGGGGUGUUACAAACAUUCUCUCAAGACAUGGUACAAAGGAUGCAAUGACUGAUUUAGCAGUAACUAAAGUGGAGCCUUCUCAUGGAGGAAAUGUUUCCCCGGAAAGCGACAUUCAUGGUUUUCCUCAUGAUAGUCUAGAUGGCAAGGACACUCAUUCUUCUGAGCAACCUUCUUUGAUCCUACCGUGGAGAACCAGUCUAACUACUACUCAGCGGAAGAUAGUUGAUGAGAAAUGUCAAGCUAUUGGAUCCAAGUAUCGCCUAUAUGUAGCAACAUUGAACUCAAGCAGCCUUCAGAAGAAGCAAUUUGAAUUCGGUCAAGACUAUGCCCAUGCCGUACAUCUUCCAGCUAAAACUACAGAUGUGAUACUCAAAUCGAACGGGAAAGACUGGGAAACCAAGAUGUCUUGCAGGAAAGGCAAUAAUAACUCAAACAGAUGGAUGCUUGUUAGUGGUUGGGGCGACUUCAUGCGUGGCAACGAAGUGCGGGAGGGUGGCCUGGUUGACGGAGACAUGCUCCUGUUCGAACUCAAGUCGAUGAACGAGAAGGAGAUUACCAUGGAGGUCCAUGUCGUUCCCAGAGAAAAUCUCUAGUUUCUGUUUUCUAAUGCAGAAUCUGCAUGCUCGUCCUGUUUAGCACUCUGAAAUCAAGCUAUGGCUAAUCUGAUGGACCAAAAUAAAUAUAAUAAAACCAUCUUGAGAGCUUUGUUUACUUUUUCUAU